This is a messenger RNA of Darwinula stevensoni, 2375 nucleotides long. The record is from the annotation of a GenBank genome assembly. NCBI's taxonomy places the organism in Eukaryota, Metazoa, Arthropoda, Ostracoda, Podocopida, Darwinulidae.
AGGCCUAAUUUAACUAAGCAGACCUUUCAAAGACAUCAAAAACUUUCCUAUGAAGUCCUGCACUACAAGCUCAAGCAAGUUUGUGGAGCAUUGACAUUGGGCUUACCUUCAUCCAUGUUGGAAUAGUGGCUGGCCUUGAAUUCCCACUGCAGGAACACAGGAUCAAUGAACUGGACUUGUACCCAUUUCAUAGGAGUUUUCAAGAAUGUUGGAGCCGUUUGUAUGGGUGAGAUAUAUUCGUCCCCCAGAGGAAGAAGAUAUGAAGGCAGAAUGGCUAGAGAAUGCCAGGUAUCUAUUGGAGGAUCUGGGGUUCCUUCUUUCAUUGCCCCAUGCAAGAUUUUGGAGCAGAGUGGUGCAGGACCAGGAGCUGCACAAUUCAUUGGAAUCAUUCCUCAACCAGGGUCCACGUGAUUACGACCUCUCGGUCCCUGAAUCUGACAUAGAGGUGGAACACGUGGUGAUGGCACUGUCUCGACGAGUUUUCAUUGUGUUCAUCCGUAUGGCCACAUACAAGGAAUCGGGGGUGGAGCAGAUGCCACCCGAAGUGUUUGCGCAGCUCAUCUAUGACAAGUAUGUCUUUGAUAUCCCAAAACUCAUUGGGCUGUGCAGCAUGUAUGGACCGAAGAACCAUGCUCUUCUCACCAAGAUGGUCUCACACAUAUUCACUGUCCAGCCUGCAUACACUGAUGAUAUGCUUCAUUUUUCAGCCUCCCUUCAUGAGGUGUUUGAGAGCAUCAAGCAAGAGACGGGCCUGGUCCUGGAGUCUGGCAGGAGCACAGGGUGCCCAGUUUGGAGGAAACUGAAGGACAUUUGCCUCUUUCUUGUUGACACGUGCAUGAGUCUCUGGCGCUUUGUCGACAUCUACCCUCCAUCUGCCAAUGUCUUCCACCAGUAUACCAUUGAUAUAAGAUUGGCAUCCCUGUAUGACGCCGUGAUGCCAGACUUAUCCAUUGGGGUGCAAAAAGUGAUAGAGAGUGAUGAUGCAGACUGUAAAUCAAGGGAAGAAGGGGUGAAGAUGCUGGACAGACUCAAACAUGCACGUCUGGCCAUCAUUAAUGCCUUCAGACAGAUUCUCUUCAUCCCAUGCAUUCAUCCUCUUCUCCAAUCCUCUGGGGAAAGGAAGGGAGCCGAGGCCACACAGGGUGAGGCCAGCACAGGAGUUGAGGAUUUCAUCGUUGUUAUCACAUCCUGUCUUGGAGAGAGGACCUUCAUUGUGGAUUAUGAGAAUUACUUCCCCUUUGAAGAUGACUUGAGUCUUCUUCAGCAGGCUUCCAUCUACAUAGAUGCAACAAGAACAGAUUACAUAUUGGAGGGAAUCAGAAGCUGCCAGGAAGUAGUUCUUUCCCGAACCUCAUCUCGGCCUGGGCCUACAAAGGUUUCAUCUUAUCCAGACGAACCAAGCAUAGCUGCCAGUUCCUCUCUAAUCCCAGGAGUCCAAACUCCCCCUCAUGAGGAAUUCCUUCCCAAAUCCAAUGUCAGAGAUGAGAUGGCAGUAACUAGAGAAGCAGCUGCAUCACGUGUUGUGACUGGAGUGGAACUUGAUUCUCUCAUUACCAAGGUCAAGGACCUCUUCCAUGACUUUGGUGAAGGAUUUAUUCUUGCCUGCCUGGAGGAAUACAAGUUUGAUCCAGAGGAGGUCAUUAAUGCUGUCCUUGAAGAAUCUCUCCCUCCAGGACUGGCUAGCAUGGAUCACACUCUUCCUCGACAAGCGAUUCCGGAGCAGACAGCACCACCCAGUGCCCUAGAGUCCAGGCAUUGCAUCUAUGAUGGGGAUGAAUUUGACAUCUUUCGCCGAGAUGAUGUCGACCUCUCCAAGAUCCACAGGGGCAAAAAGAGAGAGGACUUCAAAGAUGCCAAGGAGAUGUUGAAUUGCAAAAAGGAUCUGGCACCUUUACAAGAUCUCUACUCAGCAUAUGGUGCCUUUGAGACAGAAGGAAGUCUGUAUGACAAGCAUCUUCUGGAAUAUGAGGAUGAAUAUGAUGAUACAUAUGAUGAGAAUGCUGUUGGACAACAAGAACCUGAUGCAGUAGAACUGGAAGGAAGGACUAUACAAAUGCCUCGUGUUCUGGCUGCCUUGGACCAAAACCGGAGCACCAGACAGGAGAGGAAAGCAGAAAUGAAUGGAGAUAAAGAAGAGGAAGAUGAUGAGAAUGAAGAGGAACAGCAGAAGAGAGAUGAGUUUGUGCCGAAUCCUGAAGAAUUGAGGAGGCUAAGAGAAGAACGGCGAGGGAAUGCAAAGGGAAAAGGACAAGACAAGGAGGUGUUGGCAAAUCGGAGACACAAAGAAGCGCACAAGGGUCACGUGGGCAAUCAUAAUCGAAGGGCUGGAGCCCAGUGGAAACGAAGGGGUGGGAUGGUUCCAUUCUAAAGACACU